CACAAACCCGAUCCAUUUUCAUACACGUCUGCAUAGGACAUGAACUAUAGUUAUAAGAAUGUGUCAGCCAUUGCCGAAAGUGGCUGGACUGGGAAAAUAAAAGAAUUAACGAGCAAAUGGGUUUUAUUCAGAUGCUGCUACAUGUCAGUCAGUCUGUAUAAUGUGUGUGUGUGUGCGAAAGUUCAUAAUCCGGCGAGAGUUCCCGAAGCUUCCUAAUAACAGCACGAGUCUCUAAUGCUGCUGACGCUACAGCCCUCAUAAGACGCUCACUUUCACACCUAUGACCCUUCAGAAACUCGGACUCACCGCUAAUGAUGGCUUUUUCUUUAUACUGAUACACCUCUAUGGGACACGUCGAACGAGGGUUUGGAUAUUUCCUGUCCGUCAGGCUUAAGACUAUGACUGAUCACCAGGAUCAGGCUGAAGAUGUAGGCCUCCUAACGCCUCAUGAUCAAUCAGAACCCUCAAAGGAUGAUGACAUGCAUUUCAGGGUGCAUCUAAUAGAUGAUGAUCUGUCAUAUGAGGAUGUCAAGAAAUGCUACCGUGGUUCUACCGUCAGCAAGUACAAUGCGCAGUACCACAAGCUUUUCCAGAGCGUUCCCAAAGAAGAGCUCCUGAUGAAAGUUUACUCCUGUGCCCUGCUGCGAGACAUCCUGCUGCAAGGCCGACUCUACAUCUCUCGAAACUGGCUGUGUUUCUACGCCAACCUCUUUGGUAAAGACAUCAAGGUGGCCAUUCCUGUUGCGUCCGUGCGGUUGGUGAAGAAACAUAAGACAGCAGGUCUGGUUCCUAAUGGCUUGGCUAUCACCACAGACAGCAGUCAGAAGUACGUGUUUGUAUCUCUGCUGUCCAGAGAUAGCGUCUAUGAUGUGUUGAGACGCAUCUGCACACAUCUACAGGUCAAUGGGAAGAAGAUCCUAAGUCUCAAGCAGUACAUGGAGGAACCCAACUCUUUAUCUCUGGAUGAGUUCCCUGUCCCUGAAGUUUUCCCAGUACCAGAUGAGUUUCCUCCAGUGCUGAAGUGGAGGAGGAAGCCGUCAGUUGUGUCUGUGGCUUCUUCUCUUCCUGACUUACUGGGAAACUCCACUGGCAUCCUGAAUGCUGUAGAUGCCCCCUUCCAAACAGACAAGCCUCUGGAGGAUCAGAGUCUGGAAACCAAGAAGAUCCUCCUGACAGAAACGAUACCAGAACUUGGUCAGAUGGAGUACCAGCUACUGAAAUUCUUCAUCUUGCUCAUUAUCCUGCUCAUCCUGUCGUCGUGUUACCUGGCCUUCCGUGUCUGCAGCCUGGAGCAGCAGCUCUCUUUCCUCAGUAACAACCCUGCACUGACUCUCAGAGAGAGGUAACUACUGACGGUCACCACUGCACUUUACAGAGAAGUCGGUCCAGCGCUGGCGCUCUCUCUCUCUCUCUGUGGCCACCUUGCAACUAUGCAAACAAACUCUCUUAUGUAUUAAUGCAAAGUUCAUCUCAGAUUGUGUUAACAAUGAGCCUGACUUAAGAACAGAAGACUGGAAGUGUUCUCACACAGUCAUUCUGUGUUACUGGAUCCAAGCAGAAAGGACCCGACUGUCCUACACAGAAUAUAGACUGCAAGUCCUGUUUAUUACAGUGAUGGAAUAUUAUAGAAGGCUCUGUUUCCACCAACAAAAACUCUUCUUGUGGUCACUUGUCACCUAAUAAGGACAAAUGUAUCAAUCGCUCUACAUCAAAUCAGUUGAAUGACUUUCCAUAGGUUAUAAAUAUCUUGAAUAUGUAUAGCUCAGGAUCUAAUGCAGUACAUUAAGAUAAGAUUAUUUUAUUUAUUUAUAUGCAAGCCACUUGCCAUGUUCUAGCUCUUCCAAUAGGAUUUAGAAGACAGCAUCAUGAAAAUAUCUAAUAUGUGUGAUCAGGUCGUCAUCAGUCUUACUGUGUGUUCACAGCUUGAUCGGCUCGAGUCAGUGACCUGGGCAAAAUGUUUAUGGCAUAUUGAAUGUUUACUCGAGUAAAUUUUGAAGCUGUAGAAUUCAUGGACAAUAAAAUGUUAUUUUAAUUUUCAUGUACUUUCCAGAGGUUCCCAUUGUGCUAUUGUUGUUUCCUAAAGCGUCCUGUACAGAUGUUUCUGACAUAGAAAACAAUAGUUAAAAAAAAAAGUAUUUAUUUUCAAUGGAAUGGCUUUAUUGAACCACUAAAAAAUUGCAUUAUGUGUCAUAUCUGAUACAUAAGGCUUAUAUGGCUCUUACAGUAGUGAGAAUAUGGAGCUCGUACUGAUGCAGAAUGGAGAAAAAUGGUACACAGUUUCUGAUCUUUGUAUGGCCAAAAAGAUGAAAUAGCUUGUAAUGUAAAUCAAUGUGACCUUUAUAACUCUAUAGCUGAAUACUACUAAUAACAUUUUCACUUUAUAUCUCCUAAUCCUUUCUUAUUAUAAUUAUAUUUAAAUGCUUCUUUUUAAUGUUCAAAGCUCUGAAGUUUUUAUUUUGAAGGCAAAAGCUCUCAGAUGGCACGGUUUCAGUUUUCUCGUUUACUUUCUUCACCUGAGAUGCAACAUUCAAAACACAGGGUGGUUUAAGAAUUGUAUAAUAAAGAUUGAUGUAGG
This is a messenger RNA of Carassius auratus (goldfish), 2575 nucleotides long. RefSeq names its product GRAM domain-containing protein 2A. The transcript has 12 exons. The coding region runs from base 345 to 1346 and encodes 333 amino acids. The record is from RefSeq and is a predicted model, not a curated record. Gene Ontology annotation, molecular function: phosphatidylinositol-4,5-bisphosphate binding. Gene Ontology annotation, biological process: regulation of store-operated calcium entry. Gene Ontology annotation, cellular component: endoplasmic reticulum membrane; organelle membrane contact site. NCBI's taxonomy places the organism in Eukaryota, Metazoa, Chordata, Actinopteri, Cypriniformes, Cyprinidae.